CUUCAAAUCAUGCAGGAUGAUUUACUGAUGGACAAAAACACAGCCCCGGCUCACCAUCAGCAAGAUCCGACGCAAAUAGACCCUCCUCCCUCCUCCUCCACCCCGACCCCCUCAUUGGAGCCGUCGUCCUCAUCAUCGGGGUCGGAGAGUCCGUCGACCGGGAGCAGCAACGCGGACAAAGUGUCGAUGGAGUCACCGAUUUUGCCAGGCUUGAACUUCCAUCAGUCAGCGCAGGAGAGCGACGGUCCGAUUUCCUCCGCGUCCUCUUCGUUUGGCAGCACUUGGUCCACGGGAAACACCAACGUUUUGGACGAAAGCUUUUUCCAGGGAAUACCCUCCGUGAACGGGACGAUGCUUUUUCAAAACUUCCCCCACCACCUCAACGCGGUGUUCGGGGGUAAUUUCUCGCCGCAAAUGGCGCUCGCUCCCCAGUCUCAACAGCAUCAACAACCGGCGCAGCAGCCCCAGCAGAGAAGAUCCCCUCUCAGCCCCAACCAAGGCCCCUUCCCCCAGAGAAACGCUUAUCAGACAAUCAUGAACGCGGCUAAAGGAUCGCCUUCACCUGUAUCGUCACCCGCUUGGAAUAAUCACCAAAACGCCGGGUGGAGCACCGGCUCCAACCACCCUUGGAGCGGCGCGCAGGCAGGCAGAGACCCACGCAGAGCAGUGGGCGUCGGUUUGGGGGUCGGUGUUGGAGUUCCUUCCCCUGUGAGUCCAAUUUCCCCUAUGAAAAAACCUAUUAUUGCACCCCCGAAAUUUCCUAGAAAUGGUCCUUUCACCACCAAAGCCUGGAAUGAGGACGUUGCCUUUAGGCCUGACAGCAAUAUACUGCCUUUCCAGGACCGGAAUCGACCUUUUGAUACAUUUAGCUUGCACUCUUUGGAGAAUUCUUUAAUGGAUAUGAUAAGGACGGACCAUGACAAAGGUAAUGCUAACCCUUCUGUGCUAUUGACUAUCACUGAUGUUAUGUGGAGGCAUCAUUUUGCAGGACGUAUGGGCAUUAACUUCCAUCAUCCUGGAGCUGAACACAUAAUGCCUCUGAACACCCGGAGUUUUGGCCGCAGAAGAGGUCGUUCAUACCUUUUUCCCUUUGAAGAUGGUUUCCUUGACGAUGGCCACAGUGACCUCUCCUUGACCCCUGGUUUGAAUUCUCCAACCCGUUGUCAGAACGGUGAGAGGAUUGAGCGCUACUCCCGUAAAGUCUUUGUUGGAGGUCUACCCCCGGAUAUAGAUGAAGACGAGAUCACCAACAGUUUCCGUCGUUAUGGACACCUGGUUGUGGACUGGCCCCACAAAGCUGAGAGCAAAUCCUACUUCCCGCCGAAAGGUUAUGCCUUCCUACUGUUCCAAGAAGAGGUUUCUGUUCAGGCCUUGAUUGACGCAUGUAUCGAGGAGGAUGGGAAGCUCUACUUGUGUGUGUCCAGUCCCACCAUCAAAGACAAACCGGUCCAGAUCCGUCCUUGGAACCUGAGUGAUAGUGACUUUGUCAUGGAUGGCUCCCAGCCUUUGGACCCCCGCAAGACCAUCUUUGUAGGGGGAGUACCCCGGCCUCUGCGUGCAGUGGAACUGGCUAUGAUCAUGGAUCGCCUGUACGGAGGUGUUUGCUACGCCGGCAUCGACACGGAUCCGGAGCUCAAAUACCCAAAAGGGGCUGGCCGUGUAGCCUUCUCCAAUCAACAGAGCUACAUCGCAGCCAUCAGUGCUCGCUUUGUUCAGUUGCAGCACAAUGACAUCGACAAAAGGGUGGAGGUGAAGCCGUAUGUGCUGGACGAUCAGAUGUGCGACGAAUGCCAGGGGGCGCGCUGCGGGGGGAAGUUUGCUCCCUUCUUCUGUGCCAACGUCACAUGUCUCCAGUACUACUGCGAGUACUGUUGGGCCAGCAUUCACUCACGAGCAGGUCGUGAGUUUCACAAGCCCCUGGUGAAGGAGGGGGGCGACCGCCCUCGACACGUGUCUUUCCGUUGGAGCUGA
Molecule: messenger RNA, 1971 nt
Organism: Nerophis lumbriciformis (worm pipefish)
Lineage: Eukaryota; Metazoa; Chordata; Actinopteri; Syngnathiformes; Syngnathidae
Source: RefSeq, a predicted model, not a curated record